AUGUCUGAAGGAGACACAUGGUCAGAGCUUCAAGCUCAUAAAAAGAGGCAAGAUAGUUUGAGGGAAAGAAUACAGAGAAGGAAGAAAGGAAAACAAGGGAUUUUAUCUGCAGCAACUGAAGGUAUUUUUGUUAAAUAUGAAUUUGAAGUCUACAGUUUGAAACGUUUGAAAUAAUUAAACUCAAAUUAAGCCUCCAGCAUGUUGGUCCAGUUGCUGGCAUCUGAACCUUGGCUGUAUUAGCUGAUCCAUUUCUACCAUAGAUGGUCCUGCAAAGCCAGAUGACAAUAGUCCCACCACCUCCACAACAGACAGUUCAAGUGUGGUCAAAGAACCAGUGACAGAAACCAAGCCAGAACCUGCUCCAGCUGUAAAGAAAAGUAAUCCAUUGUUGGAGAAGUGGAUUUUAGAAUAUUUAUCAGACAAGAAUCUGUCCAUGCCUGUCGACUCAUUACAGUUGACAGUUGCUUGGUCCAAGGUAAAUAUGAGUGAAAAUCAGGAUCACUUUAGUUUGCAAUAAAACUGGCAUGCAGACCUUGUAUACAGAGCCUGAAAUAGCGUUCAAAAUUUGUCCAGAAAAAUGUCCGACCAAAAUGAAAUUUGAUCAGAAACUUUCAAACUUGGUCACAUAUUUUUUUGAUUCCAUUUUAAUUUCAUGGCUUCAUUGGGUAAAUGUCUGACGGUUAUUUCAGGCUCUGUGUAUAUUGAAAUUUGUGAUUGCUCUUGUGCACCUGCUUUUUGCCUUUGGUUAUUUCUACCAGGAAUGGAUCCAGCCAGGCGUGCACCGAGGAAAAAAUUGACUGGCAGAAAAUUUACCUGAUGUUUGUGAAAUUGCCCUGAUACAAAAAUUUGUUGUAUAUUUCCCAAAAUUAUUGUAGAUGGGGAUAUUGGGAUUUUUUGUUAUUUCAGAGAAAAUGAAAUAAAAUAAUUUUUACCUGUAGGUCAUUGAGUCAACAGACUCUGUGUCCCAUGAUGACGUUACUGGGCUUGUUGAAAAACUAGCUGUUCAGAAUUUUAUAAAGUAAGCUGAAAAUCAGAUUUUAUUGUCUUGAAUUUAAUAAAAAAUGUGUGUGCAUAAUCAGUCAUUCCAGAAAACAAGUCUCACAGAAAUGGGAUGUUACCCUCCUAAUCCCCCCUCCUCCUUUGGACAUCUUAGUGCAUUUAACUAUUAUCAGAAGUAGAUUUAAACCCCUCCCCCUUCAUAAUAGCACACAUUUCCUCCUUAUGGGGAGUGUGGUAGAUCUUUUCUGGAACGACCCAGGAAGGUCCAAAUUCCUAUUUUGAAUGUUUGAAAUUUAAACUGCAGAACUAAACCUGGACAAUGUUCGGAGGGGAAACCAUGUGUUCUUGUGACAGAAGUUGAUUACUCAAAGGUAUAUAUAGUUAUGAUUUGCAGCCACACUCACAGAAACAUUUGGUUACUCUUAUGCCAACAGAAUUGAUAUAUCAACCAUGCUGAUCUAGAUCAUGCUGGUUGCAUAAUUUGACCAUGCCCAUAAAAUAAUUUGACCAUAACCACAAAAUAAUUUGACCACACCCAUAAAAUAAUUUGACCAGACCUAUAAAAUAAUUUGACCACACCUAUAAAAUAAUUUGACCACACCUAUAAAAUAAUUUGACCACACCCAUCAAAUAAUUUGACCACACUCAUAAAAUAAUUUGACCACACCCAUAAAAUAAUUUGACCACACCUAUAAAAUAAUUUGACCAUGCCCAUCAAAUAAUUUGACCACACUCAUAAAAUAAUUUGACCACACCCAUAAAAUAAUUUGACCACACCUAUAAAAUAAUUUGUCCACACCCAUAAAAUAAUUUCACCACACCCAUAAAAUAAUUUCACCACACCCAUAAAAUAAUUUCACCACACCCAUAAAAUAAUUUGACUACACCUAUAAAAUAAUUUGACCACACCUAUAAAAUAAUUUCACCACACCCAUAAAAUAAUUUGACCACACCCAUAAAAUAAUUUGACCACACCUAUAAAAUAAUUUGACCACACCCAUAACAUAAUUUGACCACACCCAUAAAAUAAUUUCACCACACCUAUAAAAUAAUUUGACCACACCCAUAAAAUAAUUUGACCAUGCCCAUAAAAUAAUUUGACCACACCCAUAAAAUAAUUUGACCAUGCCCAUAAAAUAAUUUGUUCGUGUAUGGUUGGUUACUGUAUGACUAUGAAGCCCUCUAAUGCAAACAAGGUACAUGGAAAAGUGUCUGUACUUAGAUGUUAUGUUGUAUGAUUUUAGUUGGAGGCAAUUGUUGAAGAAUUAAAGGUUACUUCAGGUAUCUACAUUUCUCGUGUUCCUUUCCCCAGUCACAGCUAUGUUGUAAUUUUUGCAUGUUAUGUUGUCUGUACUGUGGUUUGUGUGAUUAUAGUACUCCAUGUAUAUUGUGACAAAUCAUUAAAAUUAAAUAAUUACAUUUCUUGCACAUGUACAUAAUGUAUUUUUUACUCAAUAUCUCAGCUUCUUCUCUUAAAUUCUAAAUUGUCACAGCGUCAUCGAGUCCUCAAGUGUCGAAAAAGAGAAAACGAGACAAGUAUGUUAAUACAUUCUCACAUGCCACAAUUCUCACUUUUUCCUCAAGAAUAAAGUUCUAAACCAUUUUGAACUUCUAACUGUAUUGUGUCACGUAUAGUGAACAAAUAUCUCUACUUUAUUGUCAGGACGAGGUCAAGGGAAAGUUCCAAAUCACGAGAUGCUUCUCCAGUCAGUAAACACAAGAAAAAAGCACACAAUGAUGAUAUUCAAUCAAUGCUCUCAACUAUGACAACCAUAGAAUCUGAGGUAAUUGCUCCAAUGGCCUCGUUUUCAUGUUUACUUGACUGUUUUUGCUUGACAGGCAUACAUGAAGGUGCAUUGUAUACAGUAUCCAGGGUCUGAAAUUUGCAGAAUCCUAAUAUCCACAGGAUACUAAAAUUUGGUUUUGGAUACCAAACUGUGGAUGACUUAUAUCCCAACUGGAUACUAAGAAAAUUUCAAGCAUUAGGAAAAUAUUAAGCACCUCUGACAGUCUCCUGAUAGCUCCUCAUAUUACUUGCAUUUUAGUGUAUUAAUGAAUUGUCUAGUUGUUGACUGUUGAAUCUCCUGUUGUUAUUGCAAUUUGUAACAGUGAGAAUUAUGGAAACUUAUUUGGAUGUGAUAGGGUAUAAUAAUUAUGGUAACCAGUAUCCAGAAGUGGGAUACUGGACUCUCAGGGGGAUAUUAAACUCCUGGUAUUCCAGUUGGAUACUGAGGAAAUAUUUAAAUUUCAGACCCUGCAGUAUCGCCAUGUUUUGUGCACAAAUAUGUUCCUCUCUGAUCUUGAUCUCAAUCCUAUCCUUCACCCUACUUUUCGCAAGUCAUGAGGAAAUAGGCACAUGAAAACGAGGCCAUUGGAGCAAGAGUGCAACAAACUGUACAGUCUAUUAGCAUAAAACUAUCACUAAAUAUAUUUCACAAACUUAUUUUCGGGUAAUUCAUGAGCAAAAUUGAUAAUGAAGUUAUCACUGCAUAAGUAAUUCUUGUUUUUAGACAAAGAAAGUUGGCGAAGAUAUCCUUGACUUACUGAAUAUUAAAUCUGCUAAGGUACUUUUAAAAUAUAUUUAAUAACUGUUAACAAUUGUUUUAUGGAAAAUGUCAUUUUUAUCUGUUUUUGCAAAGCUUUGCCUCUGAAUCCAUAAACCUGGAUCUUCAGUGCAAAUAAAGAUUUCAUACAAAACGAGUUGUUGUCUCAUAUUUCCAGGAACAGUUGAUAGUUGAGAAUUUUAAAAGUCAAGGUGGAGCUAAUGUUCAAGAAUUUUGUGAACAUGGAACUCGUGAAGAAUGCAAGAGGAACAGGAAUAGCGGAGAUGUUUGUAAAAAAGUAAGUUCAUUUAUUAAAAGAUACACCUUUAUUAAGCUUUGUUUCAAUGAAUACGUAUUCUAUGGACGUAAAUUUUCAAUAUUUUAUGGCAUAUUCUCACAUGUUUUGUCUGUUGUGUAGGUUCAUUUUCGGAAAAUUAUUCAGAAGCAUACAGACGGUAUGUAAACUAUAUUCCUCCACUUAUUUCUGUGAAUUCACUUGCAAUCACUGAGUGACAUGUUUUUAUCCUAUUUUAGAAUCUCUUGGUGAUUGUUCUUUCUUAAACACGUGUUUUCAUAUGGACACUUGCAAAGUAAGUUUCCUGCCCAAAAAUUAUUCUUUGUGGUAUAAACGUUGAGUUAGGAUAUAUUCAUGGGAAAAAUAUUCAUUUAUUUUUCAGUACGUGCAUUAUGAAGUCGACUAUACUGGUGUCACGAAAGAUAAAGACAAGAAAACGGACGACAAAGAUAAGGUGAGGGCGUGAGGCUCUUAUCUUAUUUUACGUAUUGUAGCUAAAAAUCUGUCUUCUUUUCCAUGUAGAGUGAGAUGACAAUGUCCACAGCAGGUGGAAAUAUCACGCUAAUACCACCACAGGUAAGAGCAGUUUUCCUAAUAUUGUUUAUUUAUCAAAACACGAAGGUUGACGGAGAAAGUUUACAAACUUCCCAAUGAAGGACCUUCGCUCGAAACGUCGAAGUUCUCCUUGUAUUUUUCAGGUAGUUGUAUCCCUAUCAAUCCCAAGCUUUCUGGUGUUGUAAGGUUCACCUACCUACUAGAGACCUUACGAUUUUAGGACGGCAACGCGACGACGACGGCCAAAACAAAGUUCAAAUAAAUGGUAGUAAAGAUAGUUCGUCGUAUAUUAUCAAUCGUAUGAAUUUAAUACAGUCUUAGAAGUUGAAGACAUGGGUUUGAUGGUUGGAAAGAGUUCUGCUGAACCCAGUUUGAAGUUGCACUUGUUGCAGCUUGAAAUACAACCGUUGUAUCAAGACGUGAAAAUCUGUGAUUUGGCGUUGUAAACAGAGCGAAGGACAAUGUCUAAAUUAUUCAUAUAUUGUAAUUAUUAUUCAAUUCGUAUUCAUUAUAUUAGUAGCCGUUGCCGUCCUAAAUCGUAAGGUCUCUAUUGUCACUAUCCUACGCUACCACGCUACCACAGACCGUUAAGGUUGACGGAACAUUUCAUUUCUAUUUCGCAGUGGAUUCAAUGUGAUCUGAGAUAUUUGGACUUCAGUGUUAUAGGAAAGUUUAGUGUUGUCAUGGCUGACCCACCUUGGGAUAUCCAUAUGGAGGUAAUGAUUUGGUUAGCCGCCCCUUGCUGCCUUGCAUGACGUCACAAAUAUAUCAAAAUAAUGUAAGUAAGUAAGUAAGUGAGGUGUGCUAAUCAUCCUUACUUGCAGCUGAGAGCUAAGCUGAAUUACGAGGGACGCAGCUCGACCUGAUCGGGUCGAAGGCUUUCUAAGGCGUCUAUGGCAGCCACUUUAUGACUAAUAUCUGAGGAAGAGGUUAUUUCGCUGGCCUCAGAGUGACAAAACGUAACAAAGCAACGGUUUUACUAACACUAACCCUAUUCCAGACACCAACCCUAACCAUAAUCCUAAUCCUAACUCUAACCUAACCCUACUCUAAUUUUUCCAAUAUCUGAUCACGGAACACAGCUACGCUGGAAGAGUCAGUUAGGGGGAUAAUCCCAACCCACCCUGUCAACGUUCACUGUGGGAGGAAACCGGAGCGCCCGGAGAAAACCCACGACUUUCGAUAGAGCGUCGACUCACUCUUUUCACAUAAAUGUCAUGCAUGAGUCCGUACCGAGAAUCAAACCCACGAUCUCAGAGGUGAAAGGCGCUUCCUCUGACGAUUGGGUGGGGAAUAGUACGAUCUCCAAAUCAAUGAAAAUACAAUGGAACACCCAAUGGAACACCCAAUGGAACGUCCAAUAGAACGUCUGUUUUUGUCUCUAGCUUCCUUAUGGUACUAUGUCAGAUGAUGAAAUGAGGAAACUUGCUGUUCCCAAACUCCAAGAUGAGGGAUAUAUCUUCCUGUGGGUCACCGGCAGGUACGAUGCUCCCAUUCUUAUUGACAGCCUUUCUUAGCUGUUAAGCCUGUUUCCUCUUCAUCGUACAUGUAAUGACUUCGACACUAAAGAAAAUGCCACGGUAGUUCACGAUAUGAUUGAACUGGAACACUGCAGAUGGUCUACCAUCUAAAGCCUGGUUUAUACUAUCAAUGUUUCUGUGAUCACAGUAGGAAUUUUGCAUGGGUAUAAAUUUUACGUUCCGAAGAAUUUGUAUAUAAGAAAUGUUUGAGAGAACUGUGUUUAAUACUGAGUCAAUUCCCACAAACAUUUCUCACAAAUCUUUCAAGACUUAUGCAAAAUCCCUACUGUGAUCAUAGAGACGUGGAUAGUGUGAACCAGGCUUAAUUCUAUUUUUAUGAGUUACUGUACUUGUUUAGAGCUAUGGAGCUUGGCAGAGAGUGUCUUAGGCUUUGGGGAUACGAUCAAUGUGAUGAAUUGAUUUGGGUAAAAACGAAUCAACUUCAACGUUUGAUACGAACAGGAAGAACUGGUCAUUGGCUCAACCACGGCAAAGAACAUUGUCUGGUAUGACGCUAAUUUCUCCUGCAUAGAUCUAGUGUACGAAAGGGAACUUUUUUAUACAGGGUAAAAGUUGUAUGUUGUUUCGUAUCUGGAAAUAAUGUCAUGUUUUGUUUUCUGCAGAUUGGUGUAAAAGGGAAAGCUAGCAAUAUGAACAAUGGUUUGGAUUGUGAUGUGCUUGUCGCUGAGGUAAAGUUACACAUGUAUAUAAUACGCGAAAUUUUAGUUUCAGCUGUAGUACGUGUACAAUCAUCUAUUUAGUAUUACAGUAUUACGCAUUCUCGUACCCAGAGCCCUUCUUACGCGCGUUCGACCGAGCGCGACGAGGGGCUCUGGCCAAAUCCAUAACCGGAUACCAUAAAAACAUGGUAAGAAAACAAUAUCCGGUAUUAGAAGUAUAUUUGGUCAGAGCCCCUCGUCGCGCUCGGUCGAACGCGCGUAAGAAACUAGGGCUCUGGGUAUGAGAAUGAGUAUUACGCAUAGGCCCAGAUCAGAGCCCAGAUCAAAUGAGAAUGAGAGUUGAGAAGCGAGAGUUCGCAUGAGAGUUUUCUCAACUCUCAUGCCCCGGUCAAAUGAGAACAAGAGUUGAAUGAGAGUUUGCAUGAGAGUUUUCUUAACUCUCUGCAUGGCCCGGUCAAAUAGAACAAAAGUUGAUGAGAGUUGAGUGGAUAUUACUGUGUAGCCAAAACUCUCAUCAAAAUUUGAACCAUCUCAAAGUUGACGAGAGUGCAUCAGAGUCAAGGAGAGUUAACGAUGAAACGCGAACGAGAGAUACAACUCUCAUCACCUCUCAUCCUCGUGACCAGAGCUUUAGAGUCAAUUGAUAUAUUUAGGUGAGAUCGACAAGUCACAAACCAGAUGAAAUUUAUGGCCUCAUUGAGCGACUCUCGCCGGGGACCAGGAAAAUUGGUAAGGAACAGUUUCUGAUGCACCAUUAAUGAUCUAUAGAAACCAUCAAAAGAUGGCGAACUAUGAAAGUAAACUAAUUUUUAUUGUCUUGCUUGAUCUAAAAUCUUGUCAGUGGGCAAUAAUCUUAUUUUGAUGUUUAGAGUUAUUUGGACGCCAACAUAACGUGCAACCAAACUGGUAAGAUUUAAUUUGAUAAGUUCUUUGUAGUUUUUCAUGGAGAUACAAAAAUAUAAGUUUUAGUAUAUUAUUGCAGUAAUAACUAGAAGGCACUUGGAUAGAGAUAAAUUAUACAAUGAGCUGAUUACGCAUUCUAUAUGUACCCUGCAUGGCAAAACAAGACAAACUUUCUCUAAUUUCUCAUACAAUUUUCAUCCAAAUUUAACCAAAAUGUAAUCGAUUUGUCGUUGGGCGAUGUCUACAGUCUACACACGUAAAAAUCUCACAACUUGUCAACAAGAUGUGUUUGCAACAGGCGUGGAGCAAGCUUGCCGACAUGUUGUAACAAUGCUGUUAUUUUAUCAAGUUGCUACAAGGUUGCCACUUACAACUUGUUGACAACUUGUUGAAUUGCAGGACGAUAACAAGUUGUUGGAACAACUUGUGACAAGUCUGUUGAGCUCAACAACCUUGUAGCACGUUGUCAACAAGCUGGGAACAAGCAUUGUGAACACAUCCUGUUGACAAGUUGUGACGUCAUUAUGCAUAAGGUCUGUUAAUGGACAGCACUGUCAGUUCUGAAUUGUUCUCGAAAAUAUUUUUCCAGGUUAACGCUUGGUAAUCAGUUGGAUGGCGUACGCCUGUUGGAACCGGAUGUGGUAGAAAGAUUUAAAGUGAAAUAUCCAAAUGGCAUAAAACAGCUGACGUCCUCCAAGUGAUGGCUUUGCAGGACUGCGGGUAACAGGUAGAGUGCUUCUCUGAAAUUAGCCCGCGAAAAUGUUGCAUGUCAACGUUUUAGCGGGCAAACUUUCGCUGAUGCGAUGCAGAGAAAGAUUAUUGCGACCGAAGAGACAUUACUUAGCGAGGUCAUCAAAUUGUUUUUGCUCAGUGUCAGAAAAUGGAACAAUACAGUUGCGCAUAGAUGAUACCAUCUCCGAUCGUGAUUGGAAACGGAGAUCUUUUAACUUUCGUAAUUCCAAGAAGAAAUUACGCAAUCACUUUUUAUUAGUAUAUUACUAUAGAUUUGGCACUAAAGUUGAGAAAUUUAAGGUCUGCGAUUGAUAGAUCCCAAGAGCGUGGUUUUUGCUUGAUGCGUUAAGGCUACACGGCUACAUUACACAACUUUUUCCUAAAACUGUCGCAUGCAACCUGCUUACAACUUGAGUUGUACUGUGUAAAUCAAACACACAACUUAGUUAUGUUGUCGUAGAUGAGUUGUGUGCCUGAUUUACACAGUACAACUUAAAUUGUAAGCAGGUGCAUGCGACAGUUUUAGGCAAAAGUUCUGCAGUGUAAGUCGGCCUUUGUAUUGUGCAACCUUAAUGAACAUAAAUGCCUGUUUCUCUUCAAAACGUUUCUCCACAACCUCCGCCAUGUGCUCUCGAGAAAGUCCUGGGAAUGAGGUUGGUUUUGCUACUGACAUUCUCCUGAGCUAAUCUCAUACCCAGAGCUGUUGUUGCUGAGCAAUAUAAAAAAUCCUUGGCAUGUAAAUGACAGCAAGUAUAUACAUGUAUGUUACAACAGUUUUUAAUUAAUUAAAAUAAAUUAAAAUAUUUACAGGAACAUGUUAAUUUGUUAAAUAGUUCAUGUCUAGAUCUUUCUUAGUAUCCUAAUGUACUAACAAAAUGUACUACAUAACAAAUAAGCUGCUUUUAACAAAUCUUGCUGAUGAUAAUUAAUAUAUGGUACAGUAUUCAUUGAUGUUUUGACAAAGGCUUAUUUACUUAGCCAUGUAUAUUGUGCUGCAAUUUUAAUUGUUCAUACAAGCCUUUGCCCAGAUAGCUGUAUAUAGUUGACUGGAGUGAUAUAUGAAACACCAAAAUUAAAGUCAAUGUAUUGCUCCAAGUUUUGUGAAUUUUACAUUUGUAUUACAUCAUACUUAAUAUUAUUAAAUUGAAUAUAUCAACUCCGAAUGCCAAAUUGAAAUCACAAAAAUUGCAGCAAAUAUUACUAGGCAAGUAAAUUACUAUAAAAGACAGGCCCACGCAAAAAUAAUAAAUCCCCAUCUGUCAUGCAUAGUGAUAAUUCAUUCUGACAAAAACCACGAUACUUGAUAAAAAACAUUUUUUUAAAAAUUCUCAUUUUGAAAUUAUAUUUCAUAAUUGUCCAUGUUGAUUCUUGUUUUGUCUCUCUCGUAACCUUGAACUCCGUCGUAAUGGCGUAUCAGACAUUUGUGUUCCCAUUGUUUCGUGAGAUUUCUUGCCAGUGUCAUCACUUCCGUAGACUAAUUCUCGUAUGAACGAAAACCGCACUAAGAAUAACUUCCAUAUUAGGAACCAACCUGAAUGAAACAUUUGAGUUUUGGUGGGUCAUUUAAAACUAUUUUAAUUGUAUAUUCACAGGCUGUUUUUAAACAUUUUGAAGUUUAAUUUAAGCCCCGGUCAAGCGAGGGUAAGCUGUUGAUGCACUGGACAAAUACGAACAAGAAUUGCAUGAGAGUUGACGAGACUCGACUGGACAUUAAGUAUGCAUGUAGCAAAAAGUCAAAUACAAGGCAGAGUUAUAACUUUCAUCCUUGUUUAACUGGCGUAGUGGGGUUUUAGUCCGCCUGGGAAACUUGGCCUCUUAUGUAGAGGGAAUUGCAAAUUAUACAAAUUUAUAGAAAGCCAAAAUGCCUCCUAGCUGAAUGGUAUUUGGAAAAUUUAUAGUCCUUGAAAUAAGUGCUUUAAAAUUUAUAGAUUCCUAAGACCUGCAUGGUGAGAACUUGUCAAAACCCGUCACACAUGAAUAAGUUAAUAAACUACACACAGCAGUUGUCCUUUAUUACUGUACAUGUAAAUAUGUCAACACUACAUAAUGAGAGCCAAUUUGUUUUUUAUUUUUACUGUACUGUCCUAACUGUCCCAUGAUUUCUGUGCAGAUUGUACAAAACAAACUGCGGUAAUUGACAAUUUAUUCACGUGAAAGCAAAAAUACUAUAUCACAAACAACACGCGUUCAUAAAAGCUAGCAACAAGACAAAUGCAUCCAACGGUCGAUUUUAUGCAACUAUGCCAACUACCUCAACUUACCGAACAGAAUAAGAAAAACAACGAUAAAUACAGCACCCACGACUGAAAACCCAGUCAAUAAUACUUCUUUAAAAUCGAUACUUUGAAGAUCGACCAUCAUGAAUAGCUCAAACAAAGGAUUGUUUUGCAAAAUUUUGUUGCUAUAUAUUCGCUGAUCGAUCGCAAAUUUGAAACAAACGAAGAUGGCGCGCUCGUGGACGUCACGAAUACAAACAACACGCGCGUUCGAACACGCGCGACUAAUGCCAACUUUCACUAUUUGCCUAAUAAGGAAUGUGACGUCAUCGGUAUAGAAGAUUGUAAUUUUCGCUAAUUUUGCACGCAGUGUUGGUUUACAAAAGAAGAAUUCGAAUUAUCCAAACUUAGGGAUGACUUCCAUCGUCAUCGAAAAUGUCUCGAGAUUUUUAGGGCAAAGUUCUAGAGCUAAAAGUAGUAUUGAGUUUAUCACGGGAUUGGGAUGAGUGUAUCUAAAAGUCGAGGGUCGAGAGUCGAGAGUAAAGCUCGAGAGUCGAGAGUAAAAGUCGAGAGUCGAGAGUAAAAGUCGAGAGUCGAGAGUAAAAGUCGAGAGUCGAGAGUAAAAAGUCGAGAGUCGAGAGUAAAAAGUCGAGAGUCGACAGCAAAAAGUCGAGAGUCGACAGCAAAAAGUCGAGAGUCGGCAGCAAAAGUAACCUGAUCAGGUUACAGCAAAAGUCGAGAGUCAACAAAAAUGUCAUCAGAAACAACAAAGUCAAAAUAUUUUUAACACAAUAUAUAGCAUUCCGUAACAACGGCUGAACUACAUUAUACUACAAACUUUCGCAUAAAUAUAGCCACAAUAACAGUCAAUAAUAAAAACGUGAACAAAAAAGACUGGAUACGAAACUAAUCAGUAUCAUGUGUGAUGAUUUCAUCUUGCUAAAUUUUUUAACAUGUCAUUUCAUCAAAUUUUGCUGCCUUUCAAUGUAGACACAGGCGGAAUUUUGACAGCCAGUUCCGGGCUUGUAACCUCGCUCACAGUAAAAACUACCGUCGCUUGCAACUAAGGAUGACUAGUCGCAGAUAAAAUAUUGUCUAUUCUCAUGAACAAAGUUCAAUGUUUUUACCGAGAAACUUCAAUGUUUGUGAUAUUGAUCAUUUGAUGGUUUCAAUGGAUGAUUCCACCUAUAGACUAAUUUUGAUCUAGGCAAGAAGAACAAAAUCCAUAUUUGGGCCGAAAGUGGUGCAUUUUCCCGCGCGUAAUAGAAAUUAGUACAAAAUUUGCAAAUUUCGAAGGGCUAUAUUUUCCGCAUUUUACAACAUUUUUUGCGGCCAAACUUUGUAAUUUUACUAAUUUUAACAUGCUCUUUCUAGCUAUGGUGAUGGAUUUCAUCCUUCUUGCCUAUAUCAAAAUUUGUCUAUAGCUGGAACUAUCCGGCAUUCUCGGUAUAAAAACAUUGAACUUUGUCAUGAGAAUAGACAAUGUCUUAUCUGCGACUGUUCAUCAUUAGUUGCAAACGACGGUUGUUACAAGCAAGGUUACAAGCGGCCCGGAGCUGGCCGGCUGUCGAAAUUCUGCUUAUGUGUCUACAUUGAAAGGCAGCAAAUGAGUUUGAUGAAAUGACAUGUUAAAAAAUUUAGAAAGACUUGAAAGCAUCAGAUGUGAUAUUUAGAUACAUUAUUAAUUUCGUAUCCGGUCUUUUUUGUUCACGUUUUUAUUAUUGACUGUUAUUGUAGCUAUAUUUAUGCGAAGUUCAGCCGUUGUUACAGAACGGCUCAGAUAUUUUAGUAAAAAUAUUUUGACUUUGUUGUUUCUGAUGACAUUUUUGUUGACUCUCGACUUUUGCUGUCGACUCUCGACUUUUUGCUGCCGACUCUCGACUUUUUGCUGUCGACUCUCGACUUUUUACUCUCGACUCUCGACUUUUUACUCUCGACUCUCGACUUUUACUCUCGACUCUCGACCUUUACUCUCGACUCUCGACCCUCGACUUUUAGAUACACUCGAUUGGGAUUAGGGUAGGAUGAAAGUAUUUAAACUGUGGUUGAUAACAUGAAACUUGAUUCAAAACCAUGGUAGUUUCUGUAAUAAAGAUGUUUACUUUUUAUUAACUAUUAAGAGAAAUCGUUACAUUGAGUUGUUACUAUACAAAAAUCUAUAAAAUCCUCAUUGUCCAACUAAAAUAUAAAAUAUGUUCUGCAAAACACCUAGUUAGUAGACUUGUUUGUGCUGUAACCUAAAUAUUUAAUGAUAAAAGUCAGAAAAUAAAUGUGUUCCAAAAAUCAUAGUCCUGAAAUCCGUUUUCGAUAAAUGCCUGCUUCGAAUGAAAUCAACGUCCACAAUUUGUGUCCAGAUAUCUUCCCAAUCUGUUGACAAAAUUAUGACAGUUGUUUCUAAGGAGGCGAUACCGGCCAUAUUUACGUUUGUAUGCUUUGGUCCAGUUCUGAGCAUCGCGUAAACGACAUUUACUCUCGCCUUUUCUUCCCCACGACCAUUUAAUCUUGCAGUCAUUCAAAGAGCGACCCAUGUAGUAGUUGUAAUUGAUGCCCCAUUCGAAGAUAACUCCACGGAACAGCAAGAGACUAUGACGAAGUCUCCAUGUAUUCUUCACGAUGGUGCGUUUACCCUUUUUUGCAUCCCAGAGGCUCAUGUCGCCGUAAAAAUAGUCGCUGGAUGUGGCUAGGGAAUAAUGAAAUGUAAAAUAAGUCUUCGUUCUCAAGUAGAGGGCAUUAUGGCGCAAAUGCGCACUGACCUAAGCCUACUAUUUUAGGUCGAAGGUGUAGAGUAUUACAUAAUAACUAUUAUAGCAAAGACAGAACCACUGAAGUGUGGCCUGCUCUGGUCGCUACUAAUGUAAUAAAGAAUUUGGAGGGUGGAGAUAGAAUUUCCUGAAAAGACAUGAAAAGCCGUGAAAUCAGUGAAAAUUGAUAGAAAUAAAAUUCUAUGAUAAAAUUAAUAAACAUACAAAUUGAAUUGCCCUGAGUUGGUUUGGGAUAAGAACAGUUCCUCCUACGACGUCGUCGCCACCACCAAGACUCCACAAACACACUCUGGAUUAGCACCAAAAGUACCAGAGCAACCACGACUGUUGAACGAACCAUCACUUAGAGUGCUUAAUUAAGAAAUUAGAACAAAAUUAGAAUGAAAUAUUAUCAAAAACAAAUUAAGAACAAUUAAUUAAAAUAUGUUUUGUCGAUCCAUUAUAGAUUACUCGUGACCAAUAUAUGUUUUACUUGUUUAGGUGUUUUAUACUAAUUGCUGAAGCCAAAGUAUAGUCGCUAAUUGGACCACAGUCAGACCGCUCAUAUUAAGCUUGAAAAUUCUUUUUUAGUGUAUUUAAUAUUAUCUUGUUUUUUCACCGCAGGGAAGUGGCUAGAAAGGUCCUUGUUAGGCAUUCCCCUUUUUUCUAGCGAUGUCGCAUUGUAUGCAUUAACAUGAUAUGAUCAGACUCAAAUUGUGGAAAAUUUUUCUAUUCUAAACUGCCCUUAAGUUAGAAUUUUACUAUAUAGUCUUACAGAACAAUGAAUGGCAUUAUAAAGUUUUUUACAUACUGUUUUAAUGUGUGUUUCCUUGAUAAUUUGACUGUUACAGACCAGUUGAAGUUCGCUGCACUGUUGUCCAAUAUGACUGGCUAAGCACAGAUUCAAAGUAUUUUAUAUCCUCGUAUUUUGAAAUGUAAAUUUCUCCAAACAUCCUGUUUAUUGUGUUGUAUAGAACUACCUUCAGCAACUCACUGGAACUUAUACAGACGAUAUUUGCAUAUUUCCCACGUUGUGGUCCAUAUAACAUUGCCCUGCCCUGGUUUGUGUCUGAACAAUUCGAAAUUCCGAAAGAGAUUAACAACAUACUUGAAUGUUUAGAACAAAGUCUCGUCUUGGUUAUAUAGCUGUGCUAUAUAAGAAGGUUAUCUACAAUUUCUAACUCUCCUAAUGGAUCGUCUUCCUUCGAAACGUUAAGAGUUUCUGAUUUUAUUCAGGUUAUUUUAUAGACACAAGCCCAUCAAUGUUGACGUACUAGUUAAAAUAUGAGCAGCUGAUUUUUAUGCUCAACAUGCAAGUCAGCUUAUCAUGCAUGCAUGCAGUCAUUCAUGAACAUAUUUCAGUCCGACAAUUCUAUACUACAAUCUACAUGCUGAGUCAAUACCUUAUAGAAUACACAAAUCUUUUAAUCCUGAAAAAUGUAGUGUUGUCAUUUAUAGUAGGCACACAUUUAUUAAGUACUACUGACUGACUGGCUACGACUUAGAGCUUGACGUGAAUGACAUUCUGCUUCAAUGUGUGUUUGUAGUUAAGAUUAGGGGUGGAAUAAUUCGAAAUAAUAAAAAGCGCUUGUUUGUUAUAUUGUGUUGUGUUAGUCUUGUUACUACAUGCAAAUUGACCAGCCAUAAGUUACUUAAUGGAAUAAUCACACGACUUAUGCAAUAAAAAGUGUUAUAUUUAAAUUAAUCACUACACUAUAUGCCAUUAGAGUUUCUGCUAAUGCAUGAGUAUACAGUAUUAAAAUUAUGUUGUACAAGACACCUAGUUUAUACAGUAUUUCCAGUCUUUAUGAACUUGUUUAUGCUGAAUCUAAUUAACAUGCAGUAACUUAUAAAAUUGAGAGAAAAUAAAUGUGUUCCAAAAAUCGUAGUCCUUAAAUGCGUUCCAAAACUCAUAGUCCUUAGUUCAUAGUCCGAGAAAGUCCAUUGUCAAAUCAACGUCCACAAUUUGUGGCCAGAUAUCUUCCCAACUUAUUGACAUAAUGAUGACAAUUGUUGCUAAAGAGUCCGUAUUUGCCAUAUCGACCUCUGUAUGCUCUGGUCCAUCUCUGAGCAUCGCUUAAAAGACAUCUGCUGUAGCCCUUUUUAGAGUACGACCAUUUAAUUUUGCAGUCACUCAAGGAGCGCCCCAUGUCGUAGGUUUUGACGCCGUUGCGUUCGAUGCCCCAUUCGAAAAUAAUGCCACGGAACUGUAACAAACUGUGACGCAGUCUCCACGUGUUACGAACGAUGGAACCACGUUUACCUUUCGAUUUACCCCAGAAACUGAGGCUCGUGGAACCGUAGUAAUAGCCACUGUACCUGUCUAGAGGACAAAAUAAGUUCGUUGUAAAUGGAGGUAAAUAUAGCGUUCUCUCACUAAUGAAUGCAUGGAAAUUUGUAAUACUUAUGUCACAGAAUAAAGAUCAAUAACAGAAGGUCCACUCAGCGGUGCAACGUGUCCUCAUUUUUUUAUGCAAAAAUAUGCAGUUUACUGGCCAGAAGGCGGAGCAGCCAGCCAGUACAGCGUGUUUAUUGGACAGAAAAUGUCUUUGACUGCCUAGAAAAAUGGCGGCCAACAUGCGUAAUGCGACAUGCGCGAGGACAGAAACUUCAAAGCUUCCGACGUAAGUGGCCCUUCUGUAUGGAUCUUUAUUCUGUGCUUAUGUGGUCUUAAUCUUAAUGAGCUCUUUGAUUGUCAGGUUUCAACUAUAAUUCAAGCAAAACUACAGCUGUAAAGGGCUACCACAAUCCCUUGGUCAACUAAAAUUUCCUGACCAAACAUUUGCUUGGUGCGUAGGGUGGGUUAGUAUAAUUUCAUUUGCAGACGUCCUUAUUGCUUCCAACCCUCGCUGCUAAACUGGAAUGUGCAGCCCAGUUCGACUAGGGGUGUAUUAGCAGUGUUUACACCUUGGCCAAGAUUUUGCUUCACUGAUUGGUUCGUUAAACAGCCAAUCAGUGUAAGCCACAUUAAGUCUAGGCUUGUUGAUGAUGACGAAGCUUUGUGUAUACAGGAUGAGUCCUCAGCAAGUACUGUUCCACCUGGAGGCAUUUGCAGUGUCACCAUGACCCAGUCUUUAGAGAGGGGGGUAAUGGGGUAUUUUCGUGCUCCGUAUUGGGGUAAUUUAAUUAUUCGUUCUUCGUUCAGUCAUCUUUUUAUUAAACGUUUUUCGAUCCCGACAUGGAUACCGUGUAUCGUGCUUUCGGUGUAUUCAAUAUCCGGUUAUUUCUCGUUUCUGGACAAUAUAUUCCAUUAAUUUUGUUUCUGGAUUUUAGCUAUGUUUUGAUUGGGGAACGCAGGUUUCAAAUUUUAUAAAUCAUGAACAUCGACGUAAUUGUAAACAAACAGGUGAACACACCGCCCAGUACAGACUGUUUAUAUAUUCACCUUUAAGACUUCUAAGUAUGGUUGUUGCUUACAUUUCAUGUUCCCUUUACAUUUCAGAUUCGUAAUAAAUUUGUUAUUUUACGUGCUUCAGGACUUCCUUCUUUUAUUUUUCAUGUUUCAAGAUUGCUGCAUAUUAUUUCUCGUGCUUCAGGAUUGGUACCCCCCCCCCCCUCUUUAGAGGUGCAGCCCCCCAAAAUAAAGUAACUAUGAAUAUGAGGCAAAGAUAGAAUUACAAACGUUUCCUAACUGGCCCUUAAUCCAAAAGGCAUUAACACUAUUCUAUGAAAACAAAAUUCUGUGGUAAAAUUGAAAAUAUAAAAUGACAAACCAGAUGCACGCCGUCGAAACCACCAAGACUCCACAAACACACUCUGGAUUAGCACCAAAAGUACCAGAGCAACCAGGAUUGUUGAACGAACCAUCACUUAGGAAAAUAAUUAUUUACGAAAAUAAUUAUUUAAUGCUUGUGAUGUUACCCCGAGUGUAUAUCCACACCGGGCAUGCUUGAAAAAUAUGCCUGACCACGGUGGAUAUACACGGUGGAUAUACACGGUGGAUAUACACGGUGGAUAUACACUCGGGGUAACAUCACAAGCAUCAUAUUCACCUGAGUACAUUACACCAACACAGAAAAAAUUAAUAAUUAUUUAGUUCUAUGAAAAUAUUUAGUUCUAAUUUUAUCAAAGGCAAAGAAAAAAAUUGUAACUGAUGCUGAGAAUUGGGGCUUGCCACUUGCAUACUGAGUCAGACCGCUCAUAUUGAAAAUGCUUUUUAUAGUAAUAUGCGGACAUAUAUAUUUUCGUUUUCUCGGUUUAAAGUCGAAGGAGAAGUCUAAGUUCUCUAAUAUCUUUUUCCUUGCGGAAAUGUUCUAUUAGUCCGUUCUAGUCUUGGCUGUUGCAGACCAGUUGCUUAUCGUGGCCCAAUUUGACUGGCUCACCACAGAUCCAAAACAUUUUGUGUCUUUGUGCUAUCGAAUGUAAAUUUUCUCCAAACGUCCUGUUUAUUGUUUUGUUAAGAACUAUACCUUCAGCAUCUUACAGAAAUUUAUGCAGUUUUACACACAAUUGCAUAUCUCGAAUGUGGGAGUCCAAUGUAAUUAUGAUAAACCCAGUAUACGAAUAUGGACAAAAACCAAGACGCUCAUAUAUGUACGUUCAUGGGGAAGCUGAAAGUUGAUAUAUUAACGCCUACGUUGCCGUAAGUUAGUUGUGUACUUGAUUUACACAGUGCAACUCAAGUUGUAACAUAGUUACGUAAUAGAAUAGAUGGCUGUGAAACUCAUCAGAAUAACAAUAUAACUCAUUAUCUAUGUUAGUCAACGUUUAUUCAUAAAUAUGGUCCUCACGUGUGUGUUAUAUUUUUGCCCAACUAACCAAUAGCAGUGUUUUAGGAAAGUUACCUAUCCGUGACUCGAACAAUAGCGAAAUUGAAAAUUGCUAUUCUCAGGGUUUAUUUUAACGUGCAGUUCUACACAAAAUGUGCAGUUCUAAACCCAUUUGUGCAGUUCUUAAAUCUCAAAUGUGCAGUCACCAAACUAACAAAAAUAGCCUUAAUUAAAACAGUCUUCUCAUUUACUCGUUACCCUUGUGGAUGCUCCAGAAAAUUCCAGAAAUGCUGUCAUUGAGCAUCAAAAAUAUAAACGUUUUCUGGGGGAGGACUCCAGACCCUCCUAUUUUCCUCACAAAUCACUUACGUGCUGGGGUAAUGGAAAAGAAGGAAAAAUUGGGACGAGCGAAGCUCCCCAAAAGAGAUUAGAGUGGGAGAAUCUAAUAUUCUUUGCUGUCUCAUAUGCAAAUUUAAGGUUGUUAUAUAUUGAAUAUUCAUGAUUCCCAGUUACAUGUUUUGAAACAGUUUUUGUGAGUGGUUGGGUAAAAGAAAUCUUUGCCAGAACUUAAGAGUCUCUAGAUUCAAAUUGUUUGGGGAUCACCUCCUAGCUCCCGCACCCAAAUCGAGUUUGUCUGGCCUUUCUCCAAUUCUCCCACCCAACCACACCAUUAUUCUGUCACCUAUUUGCAGGUAAAAAAUCCUUCGUCCCCCAGUCAAACACCCGUUGCCUUCGUAACAUCCCCAUAUGUGCAGUUCUAAAUUUUUCUUAAAGUAAACCCUGGCUAUUCUAACGAGUUUCCAAACCAUCUAUUCUAUUAACUAUGGUUCUAAGUAGGUACGUUGCAUAAAUCGGCUUUAAUGCUUCCAGGAAUCGAAGACAAUUAGAGAUAAUCUAAUUUGUGCGUAGGCGUGGCGUUAUGCGUGGGAGUGUGCGACACAAACUACGUCGAUGUGAAAGAGAUUAGAAAACAUGCUGGAAUUAAAGCAUUAAAGGAAUGCUUAGCGAAGGUUCCUGAGUGUAUAAAAAAAAGGAGACCUUUAGAAAUUAACCUUAUUAAUAUAAUUUGAAUGCUAUAAAUAGUUAAAUACUACGCUGAACACAAGAGCACAGACAAGAGUACGAAAACACAAUUGAAUUGAAUUUGUAAUUAACUGAAUAUAUUAAGAGGCAAUUUUUUUCAAUGUCACGUAUUUGCAAUGAAAAGUGUUCAAAACCUAAAAAUUUUUGGCGUUCCUCUCAAAAUUACUUUGUUUUAGUUUUAUUCUCUAGUUUAUGCAGUUAGCUACCUUUUUAAAUGCAUCUGUUGGUUGAGAAACAUAAAAUAAUAGUAAAAAAUUGUCAAUGAAAAUACAAUUAUCAAUAAUGCUUUAAAAUUGACGCCAUAUUUACAGCCAUACAAGCACAACUUACUGAACUUCAGACAUCAUUUACUCUUUGGCGUAUCAUCUAAAAUCUCUUCAUUUUAGCAUUGUUUUACAGAUAAAGCACUAAACAUACUUUUUAAGUUUGUUUGCCGAUUGAGAAACGUAUCGAAAAAUAAAAAUUUUGAAUUUAGUCAUAACCUCGAGUGAUUAUUAUACGCAUUAGUUUUGAGCGUGUGUUACGUAACGUAAAAAAAACUCUUAAUUUCUAAAGGUCUCCUUUUCUAUGAACACCCUGCAGUUCCCUGCAGUUGUGUCUCUAAACUCAAACUCUUCUUAUUAGGAAAGUCUUCGUUGGAAACGUUGAGGCUUUUUUCAAGUUGUUCAGACACAAACCACGAAUGUUUACAUAACUCAUAAGUUGAGCCUUUCUUCAUGCUCAACAAGUGAGCUUAUCAGCCACUGUCUAUACUACAUGCUGAAUCAAAAUACAAAAACUUUUGUGCUAAUAAUCCUGAUAAGGUGAUCAACGAAAAAUGUAGUUUUAUCGUUUAUAGUAUUGGCACAACUAAAGGGGCCAUAAAAUCUGACAUAAAAUCUGAAUAAUCGAAUGACAGGAUGUGACGAGCUAUUUGGCUUAUUUGGUUUUGUUUUGCAACAAAUUUGGCCAGCUCUUUUCCAGACUCCUAAAGCAACUCCUGAGUCCUGAACUUUGAACUUUGAACGAUUACGUAACAUUUUAUAAAGGUUUUUACAAAAGAACACUGAAUCUAGAUUUCUUAUUUUUACCGCUUUUAAAAUGAGUAUUUCAGUUCAUUCUACGUACGAAAUUGAAGAAACAAAAAGCACCAGCCGUUUAAAAACUUUUCUGAAUGGAAAAUUGCUGCCUUUUUUAUUUAAACAAUUUAUGACAUUAGGAAUUCUAAUGGCGUUAUUUAUUGGGUUCGUAUUUCCCAGAUUGGGUACUUGGGUUAGUAGCUUCGAAGGAUCGACUUAUAUUUGUAUUAUUAUGAUCUUUUUACAUUCUGGUGUAAAACUAAAGAUGGCUGCUAUGAAAGAUGUCAUUAAGGAAUACAAAGGCUUCACUUGGGGCCUAAUUAGUAUUGUAUUAAUUACUACCUUAAUUGGCACCAAAUUAACCCAGCUACUUCCAUUUGGGGAAAGUGUAGCAAAUUGUGAACAUGGUGGUGAAAAUGGGACUUCAGGCACAUGUGAUAGUAUCGUCGGGCCGAGGGAAUUUCUACUUGGAUUAGAAUUCUAUUAUAUAUCUCCUUGUGCUGUAGCAGCUGGUGUUGUUUUGGUAAGUUUAAUAUACAAAUAUGAGAAUGGGCUGUAACCAGCAUCUAUUGUCCCAGGCAACCAAACCAACCAGGUUAGCGAGUGCUUAUAUGGGAAAAUCCUGGCUGCCUGGAUCUUGCCUGUUUCAAGUGAGAUCUUGGCAACCAGACAAGCCCUGGCAGUGAAUUUAUAAAUGGGAAAAUUUUCAUCUGGACUGCCAAGAUCUUGCCUGUUUAAAGGCCAUAUACUAGUAAAAGCAGAGCAGUUUCUAUUGUAAAAAUAAUGACAUGGCAAGAUCUAAGCAAAAUCCUGCCUCUGUGAAUGCUAUGUCACUGCAUAUUACAGGCAUGUUUUGAGGAUAACCUAAUUCUUGUAUUUUGGUUCUUCAAAUUUUUAGACCUCUUUAUCAGGUGGUGAUGUAACCCUCGCACUGUUGCUGACCGUGACGACCAAUAUCCUUGGUGUGGUUACUGUACCACUGUUAGCAACAUGGCUUGUGUCUGUGAAAGACGUUAAAAUCAACACUGUCUCGUUACUUAUUAAACUGACUACUACAGUGCUUAUUCCACUCAUAGUAAGUUAUAUUUUUAUCUUCUUGCAUUAUUUUAUAAUGAACAUUUAUUCACAUUAGGUAUGUAAGCUGCAAUGCGCCCAAAUAUCUCGCACAAUUGUCUUUGUUAUAUGAAGACUAUAUGCCAAUGUUUCAUGUUAAUUAAUUGACCCAUUAAUGCAUAAGACUUUUCCCUUGGCAAAUAGAAUUGUCUGGCAUUAGACAAAGUAAAAUAAUAAAGUCAGGUGCAAUUGGGCACUUGACUUACUUUGUGAUGUUAACUGAAUAUCAUACAGUCUUAAUCCUGAUACCAAAUAAUUACCCAUCGUGGGUUAACUUCCAUUUUUUCAUUUUUGCUUCAGGUUGGAAAGUUGUUAACACGUAUAAAUGCUGUGAAAGAAUUUGUCCAUGACCACACAAAAACUUUAAAAAUGUUAAGCAUAGCAUUUCUAGUUUGCAUACCAUGGAUGAAAAUUAGCAAAGCCAAGGUAGCUGGGUCAUUCGGAGCAGUAUCGAUUCUCAACCUUUUCAUUGUGUUCUUAUGGGGUCUUGCACUACAUAUUGUUAUGCUUAUAAUUAAUUACAUUGGAGCUUGUUUGAUCCGGGUUAACUUGGCAGUACGGAAAACUUUGGUUAUCCUAGCAAGCACCAAGACUCUGGCAAUAACUUUGUCGGUGAUAACCUUUUUGCCCCCAGAGAUUGGGGAUGCGGGACUCAUGAGUCUGCCGCUAAUUGUCAUGCAUUUGGCUUUACUUUUAAUUGACUCCGCAUGGGUUGUUCGGUGGAAUACUAAUCAGGGCAAAGAAUUAGGUGAGGCUAACGAGAUUGGUGAUGAUGAUGUCAGUUUAACAAAGCAAGUUGUUAGCAAUGGUUUUCAAUUUCAUGACACCAGUGUAAAUCAUGUAACGACAGUGUAA
Molecule: messenger RNA, 22002 nt
Organism: Paramuricea clavata
Lineage: Eukaryota; Metazoa; Cnidaria; Anthozoa; Malacalcyonacea; Plexauridae
Source: the annotation of a GenBank genome assembly